AAACAACAAAAAGAGAAUAUGCGAGAGAGGGUUAUAUGUGUGUGGAAUAAAGUUAUCGUUAUUAUUAUUUUUGUGUAAAUCAGCAAUUCAAUCCAUAGAGCACCGGGCUGCUAAAUCAGUAACCACUAGUUCGAAUCAUAGAGCAGAUCAAGUUCUCGUUUCAGUUUCAUUUACAAGUCUGUGAGACAAGGAAUAACCAAAUGGACAAUAUAUUUGUCUUUUCUCACAAUCACACCAAUCAAAAUGUUGUCAUUUAAAUAACCCCCAUCUGUUUAUGCUUGUUUCUAAAACAAAAAAUAUCUUUUUCUGUUUUCAUUUCAUAAACAACGGUAUAAAAAGGGAAACACAGGUUUGCACUAUGCCUCCUAUAAUGGUUUCUAUAAGUUAGUCAAGUGUUUGUGCUACUUUGGAGCCAAUCCGAAUUCGCAGAACAAAGAUGGUACCACCCCAUUGCAUUUAGCUGCGCGAUAUGGGUAUCAGAAGUCUUGUCAGAUCCUUGUGUGUUGUGGAAGCGAUAUCAAUGUUCAGGAUCGAGUAGGUCAAACACCAUUGCACGUUGCAGCACUUCACAAUCAGAGGCGUAUUGUGACGAUGCUGUUAAAUUUCCACGCUAGGAUUGAUAUAGUAGACGCUAUAUUAGAUAAUCCGAUGCAUAUUGCAGUAUCAAUGGGACAUGCUGACAUCGUGAAGCAAUUAUUACGAGCCAAUAAAGAUAGAUUGGAACUGGACUGUUUUUCUCGUGAUACUAGUAGACCGAAUGAGAAUGUAGAUAUACGUUCGAUGACUAAUGCUCAAAAUGAAAAACCAUUCGAUAUCGCCUUGUGCCAACGCUGCCCUGAAAUCUUAAGGAUAAUGGCGUCAGAUUUCACGGAAAAGCAUGAAGUAUCACGAUAUUCAUAUCAUCGUCUGCAUCCUGCUCGAUUGGCAUUGGAAGAUAUUGAAAAUCUUCGAGGAAAUUCAAUGAAUGGAGCAAACAAUGACAUGAUCACAAGUCUCUCAAACUAUAACGGUGGCGAUGAUACAACAUCGUCUGAGGAGGACCUACCAAAAAUGAUGCGCAAACGGGGAUACUCAGAUAAUAAGAAUUUGAAAUACAAAUAUAUUCAUAGUAACUUAAACGAGACAACACCUCCCUCAAACACUGCCGAUUCAUCACCGGAUGAAGAUUUCGAAAAGGAUAAGUUAAACGAAUCACCUAGGGAGAGUAUCCAUGACGAAGCAAUAAUAUCAACUGGGGCACGUUUCAAGCCGUCUUGCAAUGUGAGCUCGCGCAAUGUCGAUAACGAAUGUAAUUCUUUAACUCCAAAUGAAUCAUCUACAUCGAAUUCUCCACCGAAAGGAAAUACUAAAUCGAACUUCUUCAGUCGACUCCUUUCAAAAAUAUUCAAACGUAAAAAGAAAUCGUCAGCCAAAUGAAGAUGGUUUACUCUCACAAUGGCAUGGCUGAGAUCGACUUCAAGCAACAGAUUAGGCUGCGAUUGAUAGAUCCUGCUCUUUAUAUCGUGUCUGACAGUUCUUAUUUUUUAUGCUUUGUUCAUUAGACUCACGUUUUUUUCAUAAAUAAACUCUUCAACACACUAGUAUAGGCUUUUCAC
This is a messenger RNA of Trichobilharzia szidati, 1595 nucleotides long. NCBI's taxonomy places the organism in Eukaryota, Metazoa, Platyhelminthes, Trematoda, Strigeidida, Schistosomatidae. The record is from the annotation of a GenBank genome assembly.